Eimeria mitis is the source of this 1302-nucleotide messenger RNA. RefSeq lists its product as uncharacterized. The record is from RefSeq and is a predicted model, not a curated record. NCBI's taxonomy places the organism in Eukaryota, Apicomplexa, Conoidasida, Eucoccidiorida, Eimeriidae.
AUGCAGCAGCAAGUAUCCGUGUUCGGUGUAUUGCUGUUGUUCCCUCUCCUACCCAUGACAGCAGCAGCAGCAGCAGCAGCAGCAGCAGCAGCAGCAGCAGCAGCAGCAGCGCUGCCGCUUACGCGGGGGCUGCUGCAGUGUCUCACCUUAGACCCUUGGGAGUUGCUGCAGCAGGGUAAGCAGCUGCUGCUGCUGCUGCGGCAGCGGCCUAUGCUGCUGCAGCAGCAGCAGCUGUUGCUGUCCGGCUGGGCUAGGAUGUGGGAGCAGGCGCUUGCUGCUGCCGCUGCUGCUGCUGCAGCACGGGCAAGGAAGUCCCUGAGCGAUCGCCUUGCAGCAGAAGUGCAGCAGCAGCAGCAGCAGCAACAGCAACAGUUGCUGCUGCUGCAGCAGCAGCAACAACUGGGCUCAGACGAUUGCCUUCAGCAGCUAGUUGCUGCUGCUGCUGCAGGCCCUGUUGCUCGUGUUGCUGCUGAUGCUGCUGUGUCUGCGGAAGCAUUCAAGACAGGAGCAGCAGCAGCAGCAGCGCUGCUGCACAGCUGCAGCAGCAGCCUGUGGCAGCUGCCGCCUGCAGAGUGGCUGCUGGACCUACGAGCGAGGCUUCAGCAGCAGCAGCAGCAGCAGCAGCAGCAGCAGCAGCAGCAGCAGCAGCAGCAGCAGCGCAUGCAACAGCAAGCUCUUGCUGCUGCUGCACUUGCAGGUUGCUUCCCCUCCGCAGACACAGAUGCCCUCUAUGAGCUGGCCCGAUCGUCGCAGCAGCAGCAGCAGCAGCAGCAGCAACAGCAGCAGCAGCAGCAGCAAGACAUGAUGUGGUUUAUUCGGCGAGUCUACAACAAGGCAUCGGGACUCUCGCAGCUGGUUCAGCUGGCUGCUGCUGCUGCAUCUCCUGCUCCUGCUGCUGCUGCUGCUGCUGCUCCUUCACCACUGCCUCCUGUGCUAGCUGCUGCUGCAGCAACUCUGCAGCAGCAGCAGCAGCAGCAGCAGCAGCAGCAGCAAGAACAGCAGCGCAGAGAGCAGCAACGCGCGGGGCUUGUGGAGGGCGUAGGGUGUAUAUCGAGCCCGCAGCAGCAUCUGCAUGAACAGCAGCAACAGCAACAGCAGCAGCAGCAGCAACAGGAGCAGCAAGAGCAGCAGCAGCUGCUGCUGCUGCGUAGGCGGCGGCAGCUGCCCCCUGCUGCUGAGGACCCCAGGAGGGUGAGGAGACGGCUGUGCUGCGAGGCAACGAAGCUAGCAGCAGAAUGCAUGCGAGCAGCAGCAGAAGAGACACGGUGCAUGCGUUUGCUGCUGCAGCAGCUGCAGGUGUAG